Heterostelium album PN500 is the source of this 1926-nucleotide messenger RNA. Its product is annotated as FNIP repeat-containing protein. Bases 1 to 1926 code for a protein of 641 amino acids. The record is from RefSeq and is a predicted model, not a curated record. Lineage: Eukaryota; Evosea; Eumycetozoa; Acytosteliales; Acytosteliaceae. The transcript is spliced from 4 exons.
AUGUUUUUACAAAAAAAAAACAGCAAAGAAUAUAUAUAUAAUGUUACAUAUAUAGUUUGUAAAAGAUGGUUCAAUGAAAGACAUAGAAUUCUAUAUUUUAAUACUGAUCAUCAUUCAACCAUCAUCGAUGAAAUUCUCUCGUCAUGUUUUGAAUACAAAGUUUGUCAAAAGAUUUAUAAACAGAUAGUGAUGAAUUUGGAUCCAAAUAAUAAUAAUAAAUUUGUUAAUUUAUCACAACUAUUGGUAUCAAAGAUAGUUCAUUGUUUAGAUGAUCAUUUAGAUAAGAUUGUUUUUACAUUGGUUUGUAAAAGAUGGUUCAAUGAAAGACAUAGAAUUCUAUAUUUUAAUACUGAUCAUCAUUUAAGAAUCAUAGAUGAAAGAUACAAACCUUUUAUUCAUUUAAAUUCAUACAAAUCAACAAUCAUUGAUCAGAUCAAUAGAAAGAAUAACUGUAAUGCCAUUUAUAGUUGUGUAUCACAGAGACAUCAUGACUAUCUAAUAAAUCCAGAAAAACUUGAUGAUAUCGAUAUCGAUAGAUAUAAAUCGUUAAACAUUGAUGAACUUACUAUUGGUGUAGUUCCAGACAAUUUGGAUGAAGUGAAGAAGCUAUAUCAAUUGGUGUCCGAUAUUAACAUACCAAAGUUAACUCGAGUCCCAACCUAUCGUCUAUUGCCAGAGAAUGUUCGAUCGAUAUCAUUCUAUGAUCAGUUUGACGUCCAAUUAGAACCUGGAUGUUUUCCACCGAAUUUGGAAAAAAUCAUCUUUAGUAACAAUUUUAAUCAACCAAUCAGAGCAGGUGUUCUUCCAAAUGGAUUGAUUAAAUUGGUUUUCCAAGAGUCAUUCGAUCAACCAAUUGAACCAGGUGUAUUACCGGCAUCUCUGAAAGUUCUAAGAUUGGUUAAAACAGGAACUCUCUACAAUCACACAUUUAUAGUUGGAUCACUGCCACCAAAUCUCAAAGAACUAGAGCUGGGGGGAAACGAUUCACCGAUAGAUAAUGGAGUAUUACCACUAUCACUUCAAACUCUGAGAAAUGUACCGCUUUCUUGGAUGCCAGCAAUUAAAUCACUUACAAAUCUAAAGACAUUAUCAUUCUAUGAAUUCAAGUAUGAAGAUGACGAUGAUGAACAAUUAGAAGAAGUUGUCCAAGUGGUUGGUCAAUUAGAUCUGAGUUGUCUCCCACCUUCACUCACCAGUUUAACAGUCUUUGGUGAUGCUAAAUUGAUCAAUGUGCUUCCAACUUCCACUAGAUACCUUGAUUUGGAUGGAUGCGAAUAUGAUAUCAAUUCAAUAUUCAAAGAUCGAUCACAAUAUCAACUCGAUUAUCUAAAGUUAAAUAUUAGCAGAGCAUCAUCACUCCGUGGCUUGAACAUCAAACAUUUGGAAAUCGAUAUGCAACCAGAAAUUGAAAAGGAAGUUGAAGAAGGGACAGAAGCAAAGAGUAAUGCUGGUUUACCAUCAUUGGAUAUUCCACUUAGCGUUGAAACACUAUCUAUUCAUUUGAAUAAGAAAAUAGAACUUAAACAACAGAUACCAAGUUCUGUUAAAAAGUUGAUUGUUUAUGGUGAUAUCGAUGGUAUCAAGGAUCUUCAGCACAAUAAUGACAUGUCAAUUCAAGAGUUGGUCGUCAACUUUAAUGUUAGUAGAUUUGAUCGUAGGAGACAAUCAAAUGCUAUUCCAGAGAUCAACUAUCCAUCAAACACUCUAUUUAUACUCAGUUGCCUUGGAGAUGAAAAGAUCUUUAUUCGAAUGAUAGAUGAUUUACACUACCUUGUAUUCAGUCAAACACCGAUCAUGACAGCCAUUGUUCAUCAAUCACAACUUCAAAAAUACCUAUUGAACACUAUUGGAAAGUACCAAAGAUUUAGAGAACCAACAUUUGCAUUCUCUGCUUUAAGAAGAGAUUUCAAUGUACCAUUUUUAUAA